GCAUAUGGCUGCUACGCCCACGGCCGCCCCCGCCCCCUCGCACAUGCUCCACCUCUGAACUCUUCCGCCAUCUCAUAUCCGUCCCGAUACCCUCUCUAUAUGAACUGAGAACUUUUCACUCGUCGGACUUCACGAUUUCUGCUACGUACUGCCGCCAAGACCUAUCCACACCAACCUCGAGCCGAGAUUUCCAGGACCUGACGCGUUCUCCGUGUUCAUCAUCCGAGUGCAGAAGUGAUAUAUCGUGUCACAUCCGAGUAGCUGGUACUUGAGAGAGGCCUUCAGGUGCGUCCCUUCGCGCUGCGGUACCGAAGAGAGGCGUGACAAGUGCUGCAGCUUAAUCCCACACUCUCGCACGACUCCUUCUCAGCGAUGGCCCCGAACUUCCUAUCCAAGUUUGUCAACAGGUCCCCGUCCAACUCCAUCAGCACUCGCAGCCCUGCGGAUUCGCGGUCUUCCUCACCUGCUUCCGCUCAUAAGGUGCCGCCGUCGAUCACCAUCGACUCCGCCAUCUCCAACCGCCUCGAUUCCACGAACGCACGCCCGCGGCGACAUACCACCGUAGGGAGCUCUUCCCCCUCGUUGACCGGGAGUACCGAGUCCUUCCCGAAUGUCACAGUCGUCCCGCCUUCGCCUCGCAGCGUGAACUACGGCUCUGACCUAAACGACGGUGACUCUACCCGAUCGCCGCGCACGUUGUCAGACGGCCAAGAUGGAGCGUCUAACGGGAACGGAUCCGCAAAACGCGUGCCAUCCAUUUCAGACCUCGGUUCCCCUCUCUCCACGAGCACCAACGGCUCUGUCACCGCGGUCGACGACAGUGGCCUGGCGACGCCCACGCCCGCGACGACGCGCACCACCUUCUCCGACGCUCAGAUGUCUGAGCGUUCGCUGGCGCACUCCAGGUCCGCUGGCAACCUGCGCAAGUCGCCCUCGCGCGAGAGCCCGACGGGUCAGAACUCACGGGCACAGACACUCAUAGAUGAACGCUCGCCGGAGAAAGAGAAGGGGCGGGACCGCAGUCGCAGCCGCAGCCCCCGUCUCUCGUUGUCGAAGAAGGCGAGCAAGGCGAAGCUGCGCAACCCCGAGUCGCCGCGCUCCCGUAAGAACUCGACGAAGGGUGGUAAGCAUGAUCGGGCAGCGUCGGUGCCCUCGCUCCCGGUCACGAAUAUCCACACCCCUCCGCCGCUCCCACCCAGCGUCACAGUUACCGACGACGGCACGCUCACAACUUCGCCCGUCUCCUCAGAGUUCCCGAGCGGCCCACCGAACACGUCGGUUUCUGGGAGGUACAACGCAGUCCCGCCCCUCCCACCAAUUUCAGUAAACCUCCUCGUGCCGGACAACUCGGAUGCAGCCAGUAUGUACAGCGUGGACAGCGCCACGGGUGGGAAGAAGCGGAAGGUAUGGUCGAGGAAGGCCAGGAGCGGGAGCGGCAACUCGCAGACGAGCCCCACGUCCAGUGCCCUCUCGCUGAGUCCCAAGAGGAAGGGCACCGCGAACGGGAUUGCAGGUGCAAUUGCCGCAUCCGGCUUGGCGAUGGGCAUGGGUAUGACGCCCGUGCCUCCUAUGGAUCUCUCGCAGCUCCCGCCGACGCCAGGAACGACCUCCACCCUCUCGUCGCGCGGCCACCGCCCGCGACGCAGCUCUGAUAUGUCGCGUGGGGGGCCACGGUCGAGGCAGGCGAGCCUCAACUACCCCGCGAGCGAGUUCAGUGACAGGGAUAGCUAUCAAUCCGGCGAGGAUGACCUUCUAGGCGGUGGAAGUGGGCUGGAGGAUAUGGACGACGACUUGGACCUGGACGCGGAUGAUAUACCGGUGACUGGCUUCGCAGUGGCCAGCAAUAAGCGCAACCAAGACUUCCACGAGCUCUUCCCGUCUGUCCCGGAGGGCGACUAUCUCAUAGAAGACUACGGGUGUGCACUGCAGCGCGAAAUCUUGAUACAAGGCCGUCUGUACGUGUCCGAGAACCACAUCUGCUUCCAUGCGAACAUCUUCGGCUGGAUCACCGACCUAUGCAUCCCGAUGUACGACGUGAUUGCGCUCGACAAGCGCAUGACCGCGUUCGUCAUCCCGAACGCGAUCCUCGUCACGACGACACAACAGAAGUACACGUUCACGUCCUUCCUCUCGCGCGACACGACCCACGACGUGAUCUACAACGUCUGGCGUCUCGCGCGCCCCGGCGAGUCUUCCGCGCGGCCGUCUCCGCGCGGCUCGCUCGACAUCCCUGACGGCGCGAGCGAGGUUGGCGCGAGCGCCCCACAGCCGAGUUCGAUGGCUGGCUUGAAGCCGAAGGUGACGAUGUGCGAAUGCGGGCGGAAGGGCGAGCACUACUCGGAGCUCGCGAUGGAGAGCAUCCUCCCCGGCACGCCGGAGAAGAUUUACAACCUGAUGUUCACGAGCGGGUUCAUCAAGGACUUUAUGAUCCAUGACCAGAAGCUGAUCGACCUCCAGAUAUCCGAUUGGAUACCCGUGGCAGAGGGCUCGCAGCUGCUCUACCGCCAGAUGUCUUACACGAAGCCCCUUAACGGUAGCAUCGGGCCCAAGUCCACCAAGUGCGAGCUCCGCGACGAGAUCGUCAAUUUCGACUUCGACGACUACGUUACGAUGCUGACGACGACGCGGACGCCGGACGUGCCCAGCGGUGGUGUGUUCUCCGUGAAGACAAAGACAUGCCUCACGUGGGCGAGUGCUGUGUCGACGAAGAUUGUGGUCACCACUCAGGUAGAGUGGACUGGACGUAGUUUCAUCAAAAGCAUCAUCGAGAGGUCGGCCAUCGAAGGGCAGAAACAGUAUCAUUCCGACCUGGAGAGUAACAUGCGCAAGUAUAUCCACGAGCAUCAGUCCGAGUUCAUCCCCGAAGGUCUCGACGUCGCCGCCGUCGAAAGUGCGGAGGUGGCACCAGUUACGGAGUCACCCCGGCCCAGCCUCGAUCAUCCCUCGCUCAGCGAAUUGGAGCGACGCAAGUCGCGCGAGUACGAGCGGAACCGGCGCGGGCUGCAGUGGGCGUACGACACGAUCGAGGGCGCGUUCAAGGUCGGGAAGCAGAGCGCGGAGGGCGCGAUCGAGCUCAUCAAGGAUGCGUGGGACCAGUCGUCGUCGACGACGAUCCUGUACUUCGUGAUCGUGUUCCUGCUGGUGAGCAACGUGUGGACGCUGUUCAUGGUCGGGAAGCGAGAGGAGGUCGGGCGGCGGAAGGAGUUGCGCCGCACGGAGGAGCGCGAGCAGUGGGUGCAGGGCGUCGUGACGACGCUCUGGGACGAGCUGCUUACGACGAAAAGCGUGGCGGGCGGGGGACCCGGCGGGUGGCUGCCGCAGCUCCGCGCGCCGGGUGAUUGGAGGGAGGAGGUGAUGGAGAUGCGCUCGGCGCUGGACUCGAUUGAGCAGAGGGUGUCGCAGAUUAGACAGAGCCUGGAUGCCUUGGACUGAUGUCAACUAAACAGGAACGUUCCUUCUUUUCUCGUGGCCUUUGAGAUGGCCGGGUUUCUGCUGGUGGUGGAUUCUGGUGGAUCUGUAUGAUAUUCGUAACUCGUAUACGUCUACACAUGGGGCUCCGGCCUGACAAUGCAUAAUGCUUUACGAACUCAAA
This is a messenger RNA of Rhodofomes roseus, 3592 nucleotides long. RefSeq lists its product as uncharacterized. The transcript is spliced from 5 exons. The record is from RefSeq and is a predicted model, not a curated record. Lineage: Eukaryota; Fungi; Basidiomycota; Agaricomycetes; Polyporales; Fomitopsidaceae. Gene Ontology annotation, biological process: intracellular sterol transport. Gene Ontology annotation, molecular function: sterol transfer activity; sterol binding. Bases 373 to 3432 code for a protein of 1019 amino acids. Gene Ontology annotation, cellular component: cortical endoplasmic reticulum; mitochondrion; plasma membrane.